AUUGAGUUCAGCCGCGGCCUAUAACCGAACUAGAUUGCACACUUGUUAGACUUAACGAUUAUUACCUAUUGAAGCAUGCAUGGCCUUGAUAUCUAAACUGUAAUGCUGGAGAGGAUGCAUCAAGAGGAUGGAGGACGAUGAGGCUGUAUGGCGUGGGAUGCUCUCCAGACACCUCAAUGAUGCCAUCUCAUCUCUAUUGAACCCCACACAACCUCUUCACCAACUCACUGCAUCUGUAGAGAACCAAAUACACCAUAUCCAGGGCACUACCUGUGCAACCUGCAGGAGACUACCAACAGAAUGUGAAGUAUUUAGUAUUGGGAAACUAGAUCGUUUCAAGAAAUCCUUCCGUGUUGAGGUGCCCAAGGAGAGGUGUGAGUGUGUGUCCGACCAGGCACUGAGCAGCUCUCAAUCCUCCACUGAAGUGGAGGAUGCACUGGAUAUACUACCAGUAAUACUGUUGGGUAUGGUCCGACAAGAGGAGGGUGGACUGGCACUUGCAGACUUAACAGGCCAUGUGCUCUGUGAGGUAUCUGCUUCUAUAUCGACACUCAAUCUGAUUGGACGCCUGGUUGUACUGGCACAGUGGAACUGGAUUCCCUCUCCCAAAGGUGAGGGAUACAUAGAGGUGGAAGAGAUGGUGUGUCUGCCACUGAGUCAGGACCCUCCACACGUAGAUCAUCAGUUGCUGUCUAUUGCUAGACUCAAGAACUUAAUGAGUAAGAAGAAGUUACCCUCAAGAACACCACUGUGUGUGUUUGGAAGAGUCAGAGCUCUCAGUGAAACAAAUAGGUCGUAUUGGCUGGUUGAGUUGGAAGAUCCCCUUACCUCGCAUAUCGGACACCCAAUACUCAAUCUGGUGACGCAUCUGCUACACCUGUCCAGUCUACUCAGACUAUCAGAGGUGUACUUGUUCACUGACUUAAGAGACAAACUUCUAAACAAAGGGAGUCCAAAUGAACAGAGAGUUCUUGUGACCACGUCCAGCACCCAGGUACACGCCCACACCUCACUGGAAGAGCCUCCUCUAAAGAGAAGCAAGACUUGCAUAGACAACUCCAGUACAGAGGGCAGCCAGUUAUUGAGUUGUCUGGAGACCAGUCAGUUGCUGGAGGAACCAAUGAGCCAAUCAGAGGGAAGAGCACAUGACUUGGUGUCUUACACAGGCACUAUCACCAGCUGUGUGUUGCCUGAGGCUGGAGUGUAUGAGAUGGAUGGAAUGAUUCGUCUCUACCUCACACACCAGACUACCCCUCAUCAUGGCAGGGGACUGAGAGUGGGGUCAAAGGUUGAGCUACAUAAUGUCCACAUACUCAGAGUUGCAGACAAGCGACUAAGGCACUUGUCUGGCUUGUUUUCCUGCUCUCUAUCAACUGUUCGAGUCUCACAAUUCUCUCAACUGGACACUCCGUUCAUGAUGUACGACAGUAGUAAUCUCCUGUGCUGCUUGGUGAGGAGGUAUAGAGCCAGAGACACGGCCUGGUUGGUGGACACAUUCCUCACUCUCAGGAACAGGGGACUGAGUGCCCAGAGGAGCUUCCGUCUACUGCAAACACUCUGUACUGCCUUGACACUGCCCUCACUGGAGAAAAGGGACCAUCUCACAGAGUUUCUCAGUCAUGGUGUCUCCUGUCAACUGCUAACAGAAUCAACCCUCACACGUCCACCCGUGCUCGCUCAAAUUGGAGGUGUACUGAAUGAAGUGUCAACAGUGACAAACUGCGAUGGGUUUCAGUGGGUGCAAAGCUCCAAGGAAGAUGCUAGUCUGAAUGAUGGUGGUGCUAUCUUGUACACUGUUGCUACCAGAUGGUCUUAUGGUGUGGUGAAGCAUUCAGAGUUUCAAGGAGAACAGAUGCUUGUUGGAGAGUUGAGAGGUGACACUGAAACUGGACAAAUUGAGUUCAAAGACAACACCGGACGUCUGUUGGUUGCUCCCUGUCACAGCCCCACACCUCACGACCACCCCUUCACAAAUGACGCCCCCACGGCUUGUGUGUUGGAUGGAUUCAGAGCUAGUGUACUUAUCUCAGAAUUCGACAUUGUGGCUGAAAAGACUGAAAGUAUACAAAAAGACAAACCAAAUGAAACUCGAUUCUUUAUUAUUGCAAAAAAGACGUUUGUGUGUAAGAAUGCUACGAAAAGCUCGGCAAAAGAAGCAGACGCAACUUUAAGCAGCAUAACUAAAAAGGCACCUUCAAAACUGAUAAUUGAAAUUGUAAAUAAGAACUCAGUUCACGAAAAACUAACCGCAGACACACCCACUCUCUCCUUCGUUGCUCUGGGAAAUGUCUAUACCAUGGACCCUAAGUUCCCAAUGCUUCACAUUGCUUUGAACUUCUCCAAAGAUGUUUUCAAUCUUCACUCGUUCAUUAACAAUGGCUGUGUGUACGAGCUCACUGACUCGAGAGGCCCACUACCUAUGAUCAACAGUCUUGUGGCAAUACCUGCAAUUGAGAUCACGGAAAGUAUGCAGCUGCAGUUUGUGAGGUAUGCGCGUAUAGAAGGAUCUCUGGAUGUGGCAGAGGUGGUCUCUCAGUGUUUCCUGCCACCCAUACCCACCCUGACCAACAGAGAAGUCAAGUCAGUAUCAAGCUAUUGUAACAAGCUUGUGUCUGUGAGGGGCAUUGUUCAGAGUCGUGGUCACCGAAUCGAUGCCAGCUCCCUCCCUCAGACCCCCUCCCCUCCACCUCCCAUGCUCGUAUUCAGAUUACAGAGCGUCUCCACUCCAGACUCUAUCAUGAUAUACUACAAGUCCCCCAUUCUCCAUACCCUACCUCUCGGGCUGGUACCUGGCUGUGAGGUGACUUUCUACUCCUUCAACAUGAAUAUCUCCAAGUCUGGAAAUGUAUACUGUACCAAUAGUCCGUCAAGCAGCCUGUCUGUUCACUCAGUUGAGGGUCUAGACACAAUCGACUCUCAGAGGGUGUAUGGAAUCUCAAUGCCCAUGACUCGGUUACCUACGAUACUGAUCCAUGAGUUAACACAGUGUCUACUGAAUGGUUGUCUACCUCGAAGAGUGGUGUGUGUAAGAGGCUGUCUAUUGUCCACUCAGAAGGUGUGCUUGACGUACAAGUGCAGGGGAUGUCAGUGUGUGAUUGUCAAUGGGCAGUGUAUGGUGGCCUGUCUACAGAGGAGACCAUUCCUAGUAGCCGACGGAAGGUUGGUGAUUGACGAUGGGAGUGGUGAAGCACAUGUGUACGCUGAGGAGGAUCUGCUUCGACAGCUGCUUCAAGUUUCGAUGGCCGAGUGGAACAGUGUUUGUGAUCUGGUCAGGAGAGUCGGAACUGUCUCCUAUACAAAAUCAUUUUCUGCUACACAACACACAGGAGGCUCAAGUCGCUAUGAUCCAUCCCCUCUGGCACAAGCUGAGAAGAUCUUAUCAGCCAUGGCAACCAGUCCGACUCUUCAACAGCCAAUCAAGCUUUAUGCUCAGCCGUUUGUGAGUCAGGGGGAGUUAGGAGAAUGUGUGCUGGGGGUCAAGUCUCGAGCCAUUGUCGUGAAGGAACAGCGCCUCAAUACACUGGCUCUUCCCAGACUACAGCUGAAAGCAAUAGCGUGUACUCUCCUCCAGGGUACCUCCUGUGUCUCAGAGUGCAAGACUCUGUUGAAAGAACUGUCUAUUGACCCCCAGUAAAUGAACUGUACGAGCUCUUUAUGUUUUUUCAUUCUCUUUCGUUCUCGUAUAUAACUCAUGACAUAAUUAUAACUUGAAAUACAUGUAGAAAAAAUUGGUUCAAAGACA
Messenger RNA from Halichondria panicea, 3742 nucleotides. Its product is annotated as CST complex subunit CTC1-like. The transcript has 16 exons. Lineage: Eukaryota; Metazoa; Porifera; Demospongiae; Suberitida; Halichondriidae. Bases 128 to 3634 code for a protein of 1168 amino acids. The record is from RefSeq and is a predicted model, not a curated record. Gene Ontology annotation, molecular function: single-stranded DNA binding.